GCAGGAGGCGGCUGCGGUGGCGGCGGCCGUAGGGCGCCGCGUUGCGCGCUCUCCCCGAGCAAGCUGAGGCGGCGUUCCGGCAGAGACACUUGCUGAUCAGCAGACCUCUGAAUCCAUCGAUGUGACUUCGUUGGAGUAACCAUGACCGAAGUCCUUCUGUCAGCUAUGCUGAACAUGACUGAAACCCACUUGCUGGUCAGCAAUGUCACCAGCAAUGUCACCAGCAAAUGUUCGCUGACCAAAACUGGCUUUCAAUUCUAUUACUUGCCUGCCGUCUACAUUGUAGUCUUCAUCACUGGGUUCCUGGGCAACAGUGUGGCCAUUUGGAUGUUUGUCUUCCACAUGAGGCCUUGGAGUGGCAUCUCGGUUUACAUGUUCAACCUGGCACUGGCUGACUUCUUGUAUGUUUUGACUCUCCCUGUACUGAUCUUCUAUUACUUCAAUCAAACCGACUGGAUCUUUGGAGACUUCAUGUGCAAGCUACAGAGGUUCAUCUUCCACGUCAAUCUAUAUGGAAGCAUCUUGUUCCUCACAUGCAUCAGUGUGCACAGGUAUACGGGUGUCGUUUAUCCUUUAAAAUCCCUGGGGAGGCUGAAAAAGAAGAACGCUGUUUAUAUCAGUGCCCUGGUCUGGAUCAUUGUAGUAGUCGGGAUUUCGCCCAUCUUCUUUUACUCUGGGACCGAGGUAAGGAAAGUCAAAACCAUGGCUUGCUACGACACAACGGUAGAUGAUUAUCUGCGAAGCUACUUCAUUUACAGCAUGUGCACCACUGUGUUCCUGUUCUGCAUUCCAUUCAUCCUGAUUCUCGGUUGCUACGGAUUAAUCGUGAAAGCGCUGAUUUACAAAGAUUUAGACAAUUCUCCCCUUAGGAGGAAAUCAAUUUACCUGGUUAUUAUAGUGUUGGCAGUAUUUGCUGUGUCUUAUCUCCCUUUUCACGUGAUGAAAAACUUGAACCUACGAGCCAGGCUAGAUUUUCAGACUCCGGAAAUGUGUGCCUUUAACAACAGGGUUUAUGCCACUUACCAAGUAACUCGGGGGCUGGCGAGUCUCAACAGCUGUGUGGAUCCUAUUCUGUAUUUUUUGGCAGGAGAUACAUUUCGAAGAAGGCUCUCAAGAGCCACGAGAAAAGCCUCGAGACGAAGCGAGCUCAACAUGCAAUCCAAAAGCGAGGAUAUGACUCUCAGUAUUUUAUCUGAGUGUAAACAGAAUGGAGACACAAGCUUGUGAAUAGGGUUUUUGUUGUUGUUGUUGCUGCAAGGAAUCACUCCCCCCACCACUUACCCCCUUCAUUUUUAACCCUUAUAAGACUCAGUUCAUGCAUUUUCAAGAAAACAUAACAAGUGGACAAUUUAUGUUUGUGUGGGCGUUUUUUUCUUGUGUUUUUUUAACUUGCUCUGUGAGCCUAGGAAGAACUUGAUGAAAGUAAGUGUACAUUUUUUUAAAAAAAUUAAAUUGAAAACAACAUGGAAAGUU
Molecule: messenger RNA, 1473 nt
Organism: Elgaria multicarinata webbii
Lineage: Eukaryota; Metazoa; Chordata; Lepidosauria; Squamata; Anguidae
Gene: P2RY1
Product: purinergic receptor P2Y1
Exons: 2
Coding region: 142-1227 (361 amino acids)
Biological process (GO): relaxation of muscle; platelet activation; phospholipase C-activating G protein-coupled receptor signaling pathway
Cellular component (GO): plasma membrane
Molecular function (GO): A1 adenosine receptor binding; ATP binding; G protein-coupled ADP receptor activity
Source: RefSeq, a predicted model, not a curated record